AUGCAGAUUCCUUGGAUAGUUGGAGGUGAUUUUAAUGCGGUGUUGAAUCCGGAAGAGAGGCUUGAAUAUAGAGGAAAUGCAAAUGAAUUGAUACCUUUUCAGACCUGUGUAAAUAAUUGUGGUUUAGAAGAUGUGAAAUACAAUGGUAGAUUCUUCAUGUGGAAUAAUAAACAAGAUGGUAAAAACCGAGUUUAUGCUAAACUCAACAGAUUUUUGGCUACCUCGGAUUGGAUAGACACAUAUUCCACUGUUGGAGUCUCUUUUCUUCCUGAAGGAAAUUUUGACCAUUCCCCGGCUCUUCUUACAGAAAAAGUUGCUGGUUCUCAUAUGUAUCAGCUGGUGUUUCUCUUAAAGCAGCUCAAGUUUGGCCUGAAGAGAUUGAAUAGGCAAGGCAGGGGUGAUGUAGAGCUUCAAGAGAAGGAGGCCUACCAGCAGUUGUUAAAAAUUCAGCAGCAGUUACAGCUUGAUCCUAGUAAUAGCGAUCUGAUUUUGACAGAAAUAAAGUAUAGAACAGAUUUUUCAGUAGCUCACAAGAAUUAUAUCCAAUACCUUAGUAAAAAAGCUAAAGUUGAUUGGAUAAAGUCUGGGGAUGAGAAUACUAAAUUGUUCCACACUAGCUUGAAGGUUAGAAGACAACAAAACACUAUUUAUUCUAUCCGGGACCAGAAUGGAAAUUGGGUGGACAAUCAAGAAGGAGUCAUUAAAGCUUUCCUUGAGUUUUAUGAUUCUUUGCUUGGUUCUAAAACAGAAGAUCGAACUAGGGUGCAUAAAAGAAUUGUCCAGGAGGGAGCUUUGAUUAGUCAAAGCCAAGCGAAUUGGCUAGUUCGAGAUUAUACUAGUGAAGAGGUAGAAGCGGCUCUGAAGUCCAUUCCUAAUGAUAAAGCUCCAGGUCUUGAUGGUUACAAUAGUGCCUUUUUUAAAGAUACUUGGGAGAUAACCGGUAAGGAGGUUAAAGAGGCCAUUUUAUCUUUUCUUAACACAGGGAAGCUUCUAAAAGAAAUUAAUGCUACCACAGUGACUUUGGUGCCCAAGGCUAUUUGUCCUGAAUCAGUUAAUGACUAUAGACCUAUUGCAUGUUGCAAUGUGAUCUAUAAAAUAGCCACUAAGAUGAUUUGUAACAGACUUAGAGAGAUUCUUCCUGAUAUAAUUUCGGAAAACCAAAGUGGUUUUGUGAAAGGAAGGAAAAUUGCCCACAACAUCAUGAUUUGCCAAGAUAUGGUUCGGGGUUAUGAUAGAAGGAGUGCUAAGUCGGCUUGCCUUUUUAAGAUUGAUCUUCAGAAAGCUUACGACACGCUUGAUUGGGAUUUUCUAAAAGAAAUGUUAGGAGCUUUGAACUUUCCCCAAAAAUUCGUGGAGUUGAUCAUGAUUUGUGUAACUACUCCUCGGUUCUCUUUUUGCAUUAAUGGAGCUUUACAUGGGUAUCUUCAACCCAAGAGGGGUUUGAGACAGGGAGAUCCUAUGUCGCCGCUUCUUUUUGUAAUUGGAAUAGAGUAUUUGUCCCGGAUCUUAAAAAAGAUAGCAAAAGAUAGCAAAUUUCAAUUCCACCCGAGAUGUAAGAGUUUGGCUCUUACUCACCUUUGUUUCGCUGAUGAUCUUCUUUUGUUUUGUAAAGGAGAUUAUGUUUCAGCAAUCCUGAUGCUAAGAGCCUUCAAGCUGUUUGUGAAUUCUUCUGGCCUUAAAGCGAAUCUUGGGAAAUCUGCUGUGUAUGGAACAGGUAAACAUGUUUGGGAUAUCACCAAGAAGAAAGACAACCUGUGGGUUAAGUGGGUGAAUUAUGUCUAUAUCAAACAUGAUGAUUGGUGGAACCAUAUAGCUCCAAAUGAUGCAAGUUGGUACUGGAAGCGUAUUGUGCAAACUAAAGAAAUAAUUAAGAAUAUGUUUACUCAAACAGAUUUUCAGAGCUUCAACUUCUCCAUACAGGGUCUUAGUAAUAAGAUGUUGUCUAUUCAAUUAGAUAGAUGGAAAUACUCUGUCAUUUGGGACAGAUCCAAUGUCCCAAAACAUAGAGUUAUUGUUUGGAUGGCUUUACUUGGAAAACUUCACACUAGAGAUCGGCUUUACAGGUUUGGAAUCACUCCUCAAGCUGAUUGCUUAAUUUGUGGAGCUGCUGAAGAGAAUCACAGUAACCUAUUCUUCUCCUGCUGCUUCAGUAGGAAAAUCUUGCUUGAAGUUGUUAGCUGGUGCGGUAUAAUCUACACAGGUACUGACUUGGAAAAGUUGUUGAAGUGGCUGCUGAAAAAAAAGUUUUCGAAAGGUAGAAGAGCUAUUCUGUUCAGUAUAGUUUCUGCUACAGUUUACUAUGUCUGGAGAGGAAGAAAUAGAGUUCUUUGGGAUCAUGAGCUUCCCAUGGUUUCAGUUGUAGUUAAGAAUAUUAUUCAUGCUGUUUGUUGUAAAGGAGUUUCUUGA
Humulus lupulus (European hop) is the source of this 2406-nucleotide messenger RNA. RefSeq lists its product as uncharacterized. The coding region runs from base 1 to 2406 and encodes 801 amino acids. The record is from RefSeq and is a predicted model, not a curated record. The transcript is spliced from 4 exons. Lineage: Eukaryota; Viridiplantae; Streptophyta; Magnoliopsida; Rosales; Cannabaceae.